Aspergillus fijiensis CBS 313.89 is the source of this 1497-nucleotide messenger RNA. Its product is annotated as flavin-containing monooxygenase. The record is from RefSeq and is a predicted model, not a curated record. NCBI's taxonomy places the organism in Eukaryota, Fungi, Ascomycota, Eurotiomycetes, Eurotiales, Aspergillaceae. Gene Ontology annotation, molecular function: N,N-dimethylaniline monooxygenase activity; NADP binding; flavin adenine dinucleotide binding. Bases 1 to 1497 code for a protein of 498 amino acids. The transcript has 9 exons.
AUGUCUUUACCAUCCAAGCCCCCUACCACCGUCAUCAUCAUCGGGGCCGGGAUCUCAGGCCUGGUCACCGCCUGUCAACUAAAACGCACCUACAACCUGGACAACUACUGUAUCUACGAUCGACAUCCUGGCGUAGGAGGAACGUGGUGGGUGAACCGAUAUCCGGGCUGUGCCGUGGACGUGCCAGGGUUCUGCUACACCUUCUCCUUCGCCCCGAACCCCGACUUCAGCGAAUGGUUCCCCUCGCAGGCCGAGAUCCUGGACUACCUGACCAGCGUCGCAGACCGCUACGACGUCACGCCGCAUUUCACCGGCAACACCGAAUGGGUCGGUGCCGCCUGGCAGGACACCACCCGCACCUGGGUGGUCACCUUCCGGGACCGCUCGACCGGGCAGCAGUUCACGCAGGAAUGUCGGAUCCUCAUCUCGGCGGUCGGGGCGCUCGUCAAUCCGCUCCCAUUCACGGCCCCGGGCAUUGAGCGAUUCGAGGGACAGAUCAUCCACACCGCAAGGUGGCGCGAGGACGUGGACCUGCGUGGCAAGAAGGUGGCGGUUAUAGGCAAUGGAGCAUCGGCUAUCCAACUAGUGCCUGCGAUUUGUGAGCAGGCAAGCUACGUUACCCAAUUCAUGAGGACACCGCACCACAUUGUCCCGAGCACGAACUACGGCAUCACUGAAGCAUGGCGAGCAAUCUUCCGCUAUCUCCCGUUUCUGCUGUGUUUGCUCCGGUGGGCGCUGUUUGUGUACAUGGAAACCGGGUUCUCGCAGUUCCAGCGCAGCAAAGAGGGCCGUGUGAAUCGAGCAAGCGCCGAGAAGGCGAGUCGGGAGUAUAUACACAAAGCUGCACCGGAAAAAUACUGGGAUUUACUAAUACCGCAAUACGAGUUCGGCUGUAAGAGACGGCUGUUCGACCGGAGCUAUUCUGCAGCUCUACAUGGAAACAAUAUUCGCCUAACGAACGACCCCAUCGCUGAGGUCAAGCCACGCUCGAUCGUGACACGUUCCGGGGAGGAAAUUUCAGCCGACCUGAUCCUUUUGGCAACGGGAUUCGCCCUGACGCACUACGAGACGCAGCUUCGGGGCCGGCAUGGCCGAACGCGUGAAGAACACUGGCAACAGUAUGGAUCCAAGGCCGCCUUCAAGUCGAUUGCCAUGAGUGGAUUCCCGAACUUCUUCUACGUGCUGGGCCCGAACUCGGGUGGGGUCCACACGUCGACGACAUUCCAGAUUGAAAGUUACGUGGACAUGAUCAUCGCUUUGAUCAGACCGGUGCUGCUGAACCAGGCUGCUCUGGUCGAGGUCAAGGUCGGCAGUGAGAAGGAGUAUACCAACGAGCUUCAUGCGGCGAUCGAUCGUACAGUACAUGACAGCUCCUGCUCUAGUUUCUUCAUCGACAAGUUGACGGGCAAGAAUUGGUUCCUCUACCCUUGGAACUCUCUCCACCUCUGGCGGUCCACACACUGGAAUAUCUCUGCGGACUGGAUCUACGAACGGUGA